Drosophila kikkawai is the source of this 7080-nucleotide messenger RNA. The record is from RefSeq and is a predicted model, not a curated record. Lineage: Eukaryota; Metazoa; Arthropoda; Insecta; Diptera; Drosophilidae.
UCACUUUUGAGAUUUUUAGGAAAGAUUAGCACUGGCCACACUGCGAAAUUGGACGACAAAUACAUCGACGACGAAGCCCAGAGUAAAAAUAAUAACAAAAUACAAUGCAGACGCACAGGCGAGAGUAAAAUGGAGUAUCCACAAAUUGAUUUAUACGAAUUCCUCACGGAGUCCGAGCUGCAACAGUACUACAAUGCCGUCAAAAACGAAUUGAAAAUAACGAACGCGGCGCAGUUCAAGUAUGCGGCGGACGAGGAUUUGCGCUUCAUCGGCCUGUCGCGGCCGGAAAUCCGGCGGUUGCGCAAGUUCUACGAGAAGCACUUCCCCCACAGCUACCUCAGCAAGAUCAAGCGUCUGCUGCAGGCGCCCGGCACGAUGGUAAAGCGGGAGGAAGCUCCCGGAAGCGGGACUCAAGUGGCCGCCGAUGGCAGUGGUGCCGCCGCAGGCACAUCGCUGGCCGUCAAGAACGGGGCCAGUUCGCCGAGCAAGGUGCCCAACAACAAGCACAUCAUUCCGGCGGACUCGAUCAGCGUGAACAAGCAGCUGGGCACAGGCGAGUUCGGCAUCGUCCAGCAGGGCGUCUGGACCAAUGGCAGCGAGAGGAUCCAAGUGGCCAUCAAGUGCCUCUGCCGCGAGCGCAUGCAGUCGAAUCCAAUGGAGUUCCUGAAGGAAGCGGCCAUUAUGCAUUCCAUCGAGCACGAGAACAUCGUGCGGCUGUACGGUGUCGUCCUGGCCACGGACUCGCUCAUGCUGGUCACCGAGCUGGCCCACCUGCGCUCGCUGCUUGAGUGCCUCAAGGACUCCGGGCUGCGGGUCAGUUUCCUCACCAUACCCACUCUCUGCGAGUUCGCCCUGCAGAUCUGCAAUGGAAUGCGGUAUCUGGAGCAGAAGCGCCUGAUCCAUCGGGACUUGGCGGCACGGAACAUCCUAGUGUUCAGCAAGGACAAGGUUAAGAUCUCGGACUUUGGCCUCUCGCGGGCCCUGGGCGUGGGCAAGGACUACUACAAGACAAACUUCAAUGUGAACCUUAAGCUGCCGAUUGCGUGGUGUGCGCCCGAGUGCAUCAACUACCUGCGCUUCACCAACGCCUCUGAUGUGUGGGCCUACGGCGUCUGCCUGUGGGAGAUGUUCUCCUACGGCUUCCAGCCCUGGGCCGCGCUCACCGGCCUCCAGAUACUAGAGGCCAUCGACUCGCCCAACUACCAGCGUCUGGAGCAGCCCGACUGCUGCCCCAGCGAGUACUACACCCUGAUGAUGAAGUGCUGGCAGGACGAUGCCGCCAAGCGGCCGCGUUUCGGUGAGAUCUAUGACCAGCUGCCCGACAUGAAGCCGGAGCAGCUCAAGGCGGUGGUCAACUGUGCGGAGCCCAAGAAAGACCACCUGCUGUACCGCCAGGGCGACAUUAUCAGUGUCCUGGACCGCAACACGGGCACGCCCUUCUGGAAAGGAGUGCUCAGCACUGGAAAGACGGGCUACUUCAACCCCUCCAACACGGUGGCCUUCCUCGAAGGCUUGCCCAGCUCCAGCCGGGACUCGUUCAGCCGGGCGAGUGACCACCGGAGUAGCAAGCGCAAGCUGCGCACGGAGAUGAUAUCGAAGCCGCAGAACGACUUCAAGCACACCGGCCACGUGGGCAUAGACGGUGCCACCUUUGGCGACAUCGCCUUCCUCGGCAGCUCCCAGAAUUACAAUCACGUGCCCAAGCAGAUAGUGACGCCCUACAAGCCCUCGGAGGACAUUGAGCAGACGCCUCUCCUGCUCCCCCCGACACCCACGAGUCCGGAUUCGUUGCAAACGGCCAGUGGCUACUUCCCAGAGGGCGGAGGCGGUGCCAUGGGCACUUCCAUGAACCCUACCUUCAUUCCAUCCGCCGAGCACACGCCCAAGCUGAUAGCCACCAACGGCCAAAGCUCCUUCGACUUCGCCACGGGGGGCUCCACCAAUCCGUUCUUCCUCAACCGCGGGGAGGAUGAACAGCUGGAGUUUGCCCUGCACAACAAUAACUACGGGGGGGAUGGCAAGAGCCUGCACUCGAGCGAGGCAGGGUGGCGCCCUGCCUCUCGGAGUGUGGCGGAUGAUCCGCACGAGUACCACGAGAUAUCGGAUGACGAGAUGGUGGCCGACAAGCUGGACUUUGGGCCGUCGCUGCUGGACGAGAUUAACUCCAUGUUCGGGUCGAUCAGCGGGGCCUCGGGAAGCCAGCCGAAGUCGCCGGGGUUCGACCAUGUGAACAGCAAGAACGAGUUUGCGGAAAUGUCGGCCAAACUGGGCCAGAAGAGCGGCGACACCAAUGGCAACAGUAAGCACGGCCAUGGACUGUUGCCGACGCUCUCGAAGAAGAAGACCUCGGGCACCGUGAAGCCCAUUUCGGUCAAGGAUGAGAAGAUUCUCAAUCACGCCAUCGAGAUUGCCAACGAGAUAAGCGCCAGGUCGAUGAUUGAUCUGGUCUCUGACCAGACGCCCGCCAUCCACAGUCCCAAGCGCAAGUUCAGCUUCAGGUUUCCGCAUUUGAGCAACAGCAGCGGAGGGGACAAGGCGGGAGCCAUGGGAAGCGGCGGUGCCAGCGGAUCGGCCCACACACCCACCCACGGCAACGCCUCGCCCUUUUCCAAAAAGAAGAACUUCACGGAGGAGCUGCAGAGCAUUCCCGACAUACAGCGUUUCCGCUCGCUGAGCGAGAUCAAGAACAGCACGGACCUGCGUGUGCCCAUUUUCGACAAGGAGAGCUCCGACUUCCUGUUCCAGAAAUCGCGCGAGAUCCUCAGCAGACCGCUGAACCUGGAACGGGAGCGGGCUACGGAGGAGGAGCACCCGCAGAAGAGCAUCGACGACAACAUCAUGGACAUUGAAAACACCCUAAAGGCGCUCAAUCUGGACUUUAUGCACACGUACACGGAGCUGGACAAGAGUGACUCCAACGACACGAUCCUCAACGACCAGCUGCCGCAGCUUGUGAGCCUGGAUGACGGCAUAAGCAGUGCCACGGGAAGCCUCAAGUCGGCCGUUUACAGCUACAGCAACGGGGUCCAGACCAUGUUUGAUUUCAAUGCGGCCACCAGUCACCUGGACAAGCAUCUGCAGUACAUGCACAACCAGGCGCAGCUGAGCGCCCCCGCUCCUGCGGAUCCCAAGCCCAUGGAGGACAAGCGCUCAAGCACCCCGGACACGGGGUUCGCCUCGCGGGAUACCAACAUCUCGCUGUCGCGCCGCAGCAGCCAAAAGUCCAGCUACAGUCCCCAGGAGAGCUUCCACUUCCCCCUCAAGGGCGAGGCCCUGUUCAGCGCCCCGCCUGUGGUCAUGACGGGCGGCUAUACCAGUCUCAAGGAUGAGUUGGCGUACGAGAGAUUUGGAAACGGAGCCACCAAGCAGAUGCUAGCAAGCGCUUCGCCCAUCAAGUCGGGAUUGAAUGCCAGCAGCGGCUCGGUGUACAUGGGAUCCAAGGGAUACCGCCAACGCUCGACCUCCUUCAACGAGAGCUUCCACCCCAUCUCGCCGGUUCUCUCGGAGCCACAGCGGGAGCGCGGUGUGAUCCAGCGGCAGGUGAGGCUGGAGCAUCAGGCGCCUCUGCCACGGCGCUCCGCCUCCUAUAAGCCCCGUUCCAUUCGAGCGCGAACCCUGCGGCGACUGAGCUACAAUCCCAUGACCCUGGACUCGAGUUCCUCCAGCGGCGAGGAGCCAGUCAAGCCCAGUCUGGCCCGCUCCGAGUGCGAUAUCCGGGCCAGGGUGGCGGCCAGCUCGAAUGCCUCGUUGGGCAGGCGCCGCCGAGCGGGAUUGAACCGCCAGGUGCAGUCCGCCUGCCAUGACGAGCGCGAGGCCGUUAUUUCACCUCGCCAGAUCUAUGGCUCCAACUCGAGCAUCAAGUCGGCGCCGCACUACAAUCUCGGCGGGCAGCGUCGCAGCUUCCACCGCGGAGGGGGUGGCGUGCCGGGCGGUGGCUACGAGCAGUUCCAAUACGACGAGCGGAUCUACGACUUCGGGGGACGCGGACCGGGCAACAACUACAACAUGGCGCACGCCAGUUAUCUGAGCACCACUCAGAAGCCGAGCUACAUCUUGAACGGCGCCGAAAUGCCCGGCUCCGGAUCGGGUUCAUCUUCGGCAGCCUCGUCGGCUGUACAGCAGGCCACCUACAGGCCGGACGGUGGCACGGCCUUGCAGCGGCCCAUGAGUGGUGGAGCCGCCCUGCACGAGUUCGACAUAAGCCGGCUGACGGGAAAGAGUCCCACGUCCACCAAUUUUGUGGGCAGUUCGCCCGAGGAGCUUAAGCAGCGCCAGCUCUCCAUGGGCUCCCUGCUGACGCCGACUGGCAAAAUGGCAAAGCCAAAGCGCCCCACGGAGUUCCACUGGCCGGAGAAAAUACACGCCUCGGCGGUGAAGCAGCACGAGAUGCACUGGCGGCAGAUGCAGCACCAGCAGCAGCCUCAGCACCAUCAGCAACAGCUUGCCACGGCCGUGAUUAUCAGUGCCGGCGCGGCUGGAGGAGCUGUGGCAGCCAGAAGGUCCAGCGAUAGCUCCUCCUCUUCCAGCACCGAGAGUGGCGAUGAGUUUCAGUUCCGGCGCGAGUUCGUAGCACCGCGAAUCCCGCCUAGUCCGGCUCCAUAACUAAGGAAAAUGCUGAAAUACGUUCUCAAUUUACUGUUCGGCAAUGUGAUGUCCGAUUAGAGGAUGAUCGGAAGGCAGGACGACCCAAAGAGUGUGGCGGAGAGAUAGGAAUUUGACCCGGAAUACCAUGGCCAGGAAUGGACGCUCCACCGUGGCGGGGCUGUGUUUGUGCUAGCUAGUGUCUGUGUGUGUUUGAGAGAGGGAAAGGAGUGUUUGAGCGGAGGAGGAGUCUGUUGGACGUCGAAGAGUAAAUUGUAGAAGUAUUUACAGCGAAUAGAUUAUAUAUAUUUUUUGGAUUUGCAUUUUUUGAAACGAGAUGAGAGUGUGUGCCUUAUAGGAAAAACACCGAAGACCUCUCAGAACAGAUAAUAAUGAUGUGCAGACGAUCAGCUGCAUAGCUUCCAAAAUCCAUUCAUCCACUUAAUAGCUCAUAGCUCCUCAUCAUCAUUAUGAACUCUCUUUGAUUGGGUUUCUGUUUUUAAUUCGAUUAAAUUUUGCAUAAUAGGAAUUAGAGCUGUAAAUAAAAUCGAUUCUAUAGUUGAUAAAUUGAUUUUUAAAUUGAGCGAUCGAUAUACAUUUUCAGAGUCGAUUUAAUCGAAAAAGUUUAGUAAAGAGUUGAAAAUUUUGAUUUAUUAUUUUAUAUUAUAAUUUGUGCUCGUUUAGGAAUCCCGAAACUCUGGAAUUUGGUAUUCUGGAUUUCAAUGGCUGAAAGUAGUGCUGGAACAAACAUCGAUGUUUAUUCGAUACAAUCGAUGUUUCAACAAAAUCGGCCAACAUCGAUGUUCACUUGUCAAACAUCGAUUAUUUUCAACUGUCACUUAAAAACCGAGCAAGAAGGCAGAAUUGGCAUACUAGAUCAAAAAUUUGUUUAUACAUCGAAUCGAAUCACUGAAAAUCAAUUUAUUUCAAGCUCUAAAAUGCAUUGUUUUUCAAAGACUAGUUUAAAAACGUGUUUCGACUUUAUCGUUCUACGAAACGCAAUACCAAUUAGAAUCGAAACUUAAAGCGGAACUAUGUCUGAAAUUUUAUCUGCAACUCUCAAACAGGAAAUACUCACUCCACUCAGUAGCCUACAAAUCAUAUACAACUAGAAAUUCAAAUACAAACUUUAAAAGGAAAUAUUACAAAGAUAACAAAGAGAUAAUGGCUUCCACAAACGGAAUAUAGAAUGUUCAAGAAUUUUUUAAUACAGAAAUAUAAACCCAGAAGAACUCGUAGCUUGUCGAAAACAGUAUGUCAACACAAACACCACACACUUAUUAGGGGGACUCCAACUAGACAGGGUAUUUCCUAUUGGCCAUUACCAUGGCGGUAAUUAUAAGUCACACACAGACACAAGGAACCUAAAGACUGUAUAAGAACAAGAUGCUAAACGCCAAUACAUUUGAAUUGACAUAUGAAAGCUCUACAAUGUUAGCUUGCUUUUGAACAAAAUCUUCAAGAAAGCCUAAAUCCAGCUCUAGAGCCAGAUAAAUCCUAGUACAAAAAGAAGAACGGCGUUACUCAUCUUGUUAUUCUAAAGCCUUUGAAGAAACUACAAGGACAGACAGAGACAGACACAGACACACACCCACAACAGUUGACAAUCCUCAGAACUUGUCCACACACAUCAGAAGACAACAUUCGUCGUCGGAUCAAGAAUCCCGUACAUAUGCAAAUGGAUUAUCUGCCAUAUCCUGAGACGCUUGCAUUUUUAUUAUUGAGCCCGAGGCUAGGGUGAAGCUAAAGUGAAACAUGAAACCAAACGAUACCGAAACCAAGAUAAGCAUUUAAGCUCUCACUUCAGCUAGAGUGUCGAACCGAACCCUAUGGAUUAUCUGAUAAGAUUUGAGAUUGAAGAGUAUUUGCCUACUAACCUAAAAAACGUAAACCUAAGACCUAAAAGCCCCAAACCUAACAUUAAAAAACCCAAAAAACUUAACCAAACAAAAGCUAAAACUAAAAAUUAACUCAAAUCGAAUUGCCGACGGCCGCAAAGUGUCGAAACAUUUUUUGAUAACCUCACUAAGAAUAUAUAUAUUAUACUAUAAAGAAUAUACUUAUACUAAAAGAUUUUCGCAUUCUAUGCAUUUAUGGAUAAACUCAAAUUGAAAUUACGAUAUACAGAUUAUAUAUAUACACCUACUUAAAUCUAAACCUAAUUCUAUGUAUACAAGUAUAAGCAUUACGGAAAAUGAUAUUCUAAACUAUACGUUCGAAGCGUUUCAACCCAGAGAACAUUAAAAAGCUAAUUGAAAACCAAAAUUUACUCAAGUAUUAUACAAGAAACAAGCCCCAAAAACUAAGGAACUAAAAGAACUAACAUCCAAACUAAACUAAAUUCAAACUAAGAUAACAACACCUAUUUGAAGUGGCGAAAAUCGAGAAGAGUUUGCAUUCCAAGAACCAAAAAACAAACGAGUUAAAAUUGGUAAUCAAAAACCUAAGAAAAUGUUGUGCAUAUUUAAAGGGAUUUAAUAAAGGAAACCUAAUUCUGAA